Molecule: messenger RNA, 1188 nt
Organism: Lithohypha guttulata
Lineage: Eukaryota; Fungi; Ascomycota; Eurotiomycetes; Chaetothyriales; Trichomeriaceae
Exons: 2
Coding region: 1-1188 (395 amino acids)
Biological process (GO): nickel cation transmembrane transport
Cellular component (GO): plasma membrane
Molecular function (GO): nickel cation transmembrane transporter activity
Source: RefSeq, a predicted model, not a curated record
AUGUCGAACACUACCCGCGAUCAGCUCCAGAGCAGUGUCGAGGUCGACGAUCCUGUGGCUUCAACGCAUUCACGAUCCUCAUCAGAGCGACAUCAUGGACAAUUCCGAGGUCUAAAGACCUUCCGGGCACGGCUCUACAAUCGUUUCCAGCGCACACACAAAUCGAUCCCGUAUGUGAGGGCUCUACCGUUACCAGCAAUCCUGAUCAUCUCACUCCUCGUCGUCAUCAACUUGGCGGUCUGGGCGAUAUGUGGCCUCGUUCUAGCGAGCCGCUACACUCACCUGCUCUCCACUGGUGCUCUAGCAUACUCGCUCGGCCUGAGACAUGCAUUGGACGCGGAUCAUAUCUCCGCUAUCGACCUAAUGACUCGACGAUUGAUCGCUACAGGUCAAAGACCCGUGACUGUCGGCACCUUCUUCAGUCUGGGACAUAGCACAAUCGUCGUGCUGACAAGUGUGGUCGUUGCUGCAACUGCCGCGGGGGUGAGCAAGCGUUUCGACAAGUUCAGUAACGUUGGUGGCAUUAUCGGCACGAGCGUAUCUGCAGCCUUUCUCAUCGCCUUGGGACUGAUGAAUGCAUAUAUCCUGUACAAGCUGAUCGUACAGUUGAGGAAAGUAAUUCGCAUGCAACCUGAGCAGGAGGCAAGCGAGGCAUGGAAGGUAGAAGGUGGUGGUGUAUUGUUCAGAGUCUUGAAGAGAAUGUUCAAGUUGAUUGAUCGACCUUGGAAAAUGUAUCCGCUUGGCGUGCUCUUCGGUCUCGGGUUUGAUACGAGUUCCGAGGUAGCUUUACUCGGUAUCUCGAGUAUUCAAGGUGCCAAAGGUACAAGUAUGUGGUUGAUCCUCAUCUUUCCUGUGUUGUUCACCGUUGGCAUGUGUCUGAUUGACACCAUCGACGGGGCUCUCAUGUCGAGUUUGUACCUAGCACCUAUGGGUGCUACUGAUAUGAAGAAGACCGAUAAUGAGAACGAUGUCGAGAUUCGAGAAACCGAGUUCUCUGACGAGGAGAACCGCUCCACGCCGCAGCGAAACUCAGCAAAUCUGCGGGUGCGAUCGCCUUUGACAUUUCUAUACUACUCGAUUGUGCUCACAGCAUUGACAGUCGUCGUUGCUAUCGUUAUUGGAAGGAAACGGCUGAACAUAGUCGAUUUUGGCAAGGCGUCGACACAGCUGGAGAGUAUUACGACGUGA